GGAACAGUGGAGGCAAAAAAAAAAAAAAAAAAAAUUCCGAACUGCACCAUGCGCCUCCACUGAGUAGGUUUGGAUUAAUCACCGGAAAGUCGUUUGUACUCAGACUCUAUUAAAUUAUGACAACGCCCUCCACACUGGACCAUACACGUUAUGUUUGUACUUUUUCUGUGUGUUUUUAUGGAUAAGCAUCGCCGUCGUUGACAGCCUGUAAUGACGCUUCUCAACUACACAGAUGGAUUAAGAAAUCCAGCAAGUAUGGAGGUGUGAAUCGGAUUGGAGCAUUUUUUUAACAUCCUGGUGGAGCUACAUUUUUCAUGUGGUGCUUUACAGACAUCAGCAUUUUAACUGAAGCUAAAUGAUGGCAUCACGGUGGGUUCCUUCUUGUGAAGACGAUGAGAGGCAACGAGCAAGAUCUUCUUUCUGUGAGAGUGACACUCCAGAGUGGAGGAGCUUGGCUGAUUCGGCCGCAGCGCCGUACCCAACAGAUGACGAGCCAUUCUCAUGGCCGAGGCCGAAAACUGUGCGUUUGCAUCGCACAUCCCAAGGCUUCGGCUUCACCCUUCGACACUUCAUUGUGUACCCGCCGGAGUCAACGCUGCACUACUUUCCGGAGGAAGAUCAUGGCCGCAGAGCAGGAAGGCAGCGAAAUAGACUGGAACCAAUGGACACUAUUUUUGUGAAGCAGGUCAAGGAAGGUGGCCCUGCUCAUGGCGCUGGACUUUGCACAGGUGAUCGAAUAGUGAAGGUGAAUGGAGCAAGCAUCAUUGGGAAAGCUUAUUGCGAGGUUAUAUCUUUGAUCCAAGACAGUGGUGACUUCCUUGAACUUUGUGUAAUGCCAAAAGAUGAGGAUGUACUGCAACUGCCUAUUUCUCUGGAGACUACUAAUCUGGCCUACUCCCAGGAUGCCUACCUCCGUGGCCACAGUAGCUACAGGGGAAAUGCCUGUCACAUUCCUGAUCCACCUUCAGUAUGCUACCCCAGAGUAGACUGUAAGCCUACGGGCAUGGCCCAGCCGACAGACUCGGUGGGGCAGGUCUGCCGAGCGCCAACAGCACCUCCAGACCAUGGGUACCGUAAGGAGAUUACUGUGCCCCCAACACCACCUCUGGCAUCGUAUCCUAAGAGCCAAACAGCAGUGUGCAUGCGCAAUGACAGUGUGAGGACAGUGGUAGUUCCUCAUAAUACAGCCCAUAUGGGGCGCAUGGUUCCAGCACACAGGAUGGAAUUUAUGGAACCUGCCUUUGUUAGGGGGAGGCCUGGGUCACUGGCCCAGUAUCCUCAACCUCGAAAGGCAGAUGUCUAUCCCGGUGGUCCUGGAAUGGUUCCAUAUGGAGCUCAGGUGUCAAACUACCCAGGAAACCACCAGAGCAUUGAUUGGCGCACUUACCAGACAUACAGGGAGUACAUUGACAACAAAGGGAUCCAUUCUCAUGGUAGUCGGACUAUCCAGGAGAGGCUGGACAGUUUACGAGCUGCUGGUCAGGCCAGCUUUGGCCCUACUCAUCACGUUAUGCGGGGAGACUGGGGUCCUAAGGUGAUACGGCGAAGGAGUACUUCCCAUGACCGGUCAUACCAAGGACCUCCACCCCACCUUCAAGUUGCCCCUCGCAGUGCCUCACAGGAUCGCAUGAGCAGUGCAGAGAGGAUUAGUAAUGCAAGGAACUGGCCCCCUCGAAGCGUGUCCCAAGAUGGCCUAGUUCACAAAUCCCGGGCCCGAUCCACAGACUAUGUGGACCCUGCAGAGCUGGCCCGGCCCAGUGACAGGAGAGGGGGAUAUGGAAGGGCAGACCAAGGUACGAGGCUCAGUAGGCAAGCCAUUCCCAGGCAGGCCAUGGUCUACAGGCCUUCUGUGGGAUACAGUGGCGGUAUGAGGGGGCCCCCAGUCCCUUCUCUGUAUACUAAAGGACAUGAUUCUCUUCAAACUCGCUCUUCACCCAUGCUCUCUGACAGACCCUUACAUUUUGCAAAGAGUUCAAGUGUUGAACAUUCUUUCGCUGACCAAAGAGUUUCAGGCAAAGUUAGCCCUGCAGGCCAAGCUCUCCAGCAACUUCAAAGCAGGGUGCGGGCUGAAACCAUACAACCUGUUGAGGUAGGCAGAGAUGCAGCAUUGGUAGGACCCAGAUCUUCUUCAUGCUCUGCUCCCAAAGAGAUGCCCCAGAGGCCUAGCAUCCUCAAGCCACCUCACUCAGAUUCCCAGAGUCAAGUAAAUGGGCAAAGCCUCUCCGAGAGUAUCGUGGUUCUAAGGGAGAAGCCUCCAUCUGGAAAGAACCCCAGCCCCCUCCGGCAACCCUCCUACAUCCUGGCUGUCAAUGACGAUGGAGGUGACUCCACGGCCGAUGUGGUGGCGUGUUGGCUUCCUAACGAUGCACGUCGAGAGAUCCAAAUGCGCCUCCUUGGGGAACGGUGUAACACCUCCUGCUCCAGCAACCUGGACGAGUCUCUGGACUCCAUUCCAUUCAUCGAUGAGCCAGUCAGCCCCAGUGUUGACCGGGAAGCUGCUCCUAUUCCACCCUCUGCUGUUAUAUCUGUUGCGCCAUCCACAGCUCCCUCUGGUCAAGGCUCACCAUGUCCUCCCAUUCGACGCCAGCUGUCACAUGACCAAGGAGAUCUUCCAGUAAGCAUUUGCCCAGCUUCAGGGGGCUGAGAAAGGCUCUGGAUGGGCAUAAAUCAUCUGGGGAUUCUGGCUCUCGAAGGGACUCCUCUUCAGUGAUCUUCUCUGAUUCUUCCAGAGAAGGGUUGCUUAACUUUAGGCAGUUCAGUACAGAUAAAAAUAAGCGUGUUGGUGGGGGAAUGAGAUCAUGGAAGCAAAUGUAUGCUGUUUUACAAGGUCACACCCUGACCCUGUACAAAGACAGGAAAGAUGCACUGUCUCGCUCUUCAGGGCAAUCCGAGGAGGAACCACUGCGAAUUAGCAUCGAGGCCUGUCUGAUUGACAUCUCCUAUAGCGAUACAAGACGCAAGAAUGUGCUGCGACUAACCACCUCAGACUGCGAGUACUUGUUUCAGGCAGAAGGGAGAGAUGACAUGCUGUCUUGGAUCAAAGACAUUCAGAAAAACAGUAACCCAGAUGAAGAGAACGCAGCUGUGAGUCGGGACCUGAUCAGCCGAAGGAUCAAAGAAUACAACAUGAGUGCACCCAGCAGCAGGUCUGAACCUUCACCCAAGCCUGCCCGACAUUCGCUGAGCAUCAAAACGCCAUUCCUUGGAGGCAAAACAGAUGAUGAGUCCAGUCCACCACGGGACAGAGGUACUUGGAAAAUUGCCAUUCCAGGGAUCAUAAGGAAGCCAUUUGAGAAAAAGACUCCAGCUGGCAUCACUUUUGGUGUCCGACUUGAUGAUUGUCCAUCUGCACAAAGUAACGAGAAUGUUCCUCUCAUCGUGGAGGUGUGCUGCAAGGUUGUGGAGGAGCGAGGUCUGGAGUACACAGGAAUCUACAGGGUCCCUGGGAACAACGCUGCCAUCUCCAGCAUGCAGGAGGAGCUCAACAGCAAAGGCAUGAAUGACAUCGACAUCCAGGAAGACAAAUGGCGGGACCUUAACGUCAUCAGUAGUUUAUUGAAGUCCUUUUUCAGAAAACUUCCAGAACCUCUGUUUACAAAUGAAAAGUAUGCAGAUUUUAUAGAAGCCAGCAGAAUAGAAGACUCAGUGGAGAGAUUAAAGGAGCUCAAGAGGCUGAUCCGUGAGUUGCCAAUUCAUCACUAUGAAACUCUGAAAUUCCUUUGUGCUCACCUCAAAAGAGUUUCUGACAACUGUGAAAAGAACAAGAUGGAGCCUCGUAAUCUAGCUAUCGUGUUUGGCCCUACCCUGGUCAGAACCUCUGAGGACAACAUGACUAACAUGGUUAACCACAUGCCAGACCAGUGCAAGAUAGUCGAGAACCUUAUUCAGCAGUUUGACUGGUUCUUCGCUGAUGAUGGUGACGAGGACCCUGUUACCACAGCGGAGCAGGAAAGUACAGUGCAGUCUCAGCCUGUGCCCAAUAUCGACCACCUGCUCUCCAACAUUGGGCGGACUGCACCCUCUCCUGGCGAAGUCUCAGACUCAGCAUGUAGUGAAACCUCCAAAUCAAAGGGCUUGUGGGGAUCAGGGAAGGAUCAGUGUAGCAAAGAAUUGAUUCGCUCCUCCUUCUUCGUUAACCGCAAACGCAAGAAGCCCAAGGAAAAAGUUCAGCCUAGCAGUUCAGAUGAUGACCUGGACCCUGUGUUUACAAAGAAGGAGCUACCAAAGGAGAGCCAACAGCAUCCUCUGUGGUCCCCGCACAGUCGGACCGAAGAGGAGGAGGAGGAGGAGGAGGAGGAGGAGCAGCAGACAGAUGAAACCAGCGAGAAGGAGAAGGAAAAGAACAGUUCUGAGGAGCAGCUGGACAAAACCAACAGGAAAGAAUAUCUUUCUAACAGCUCAAUGUCACAGCCCUCUCCCUCCCUGCCUCCAAAACGCAUUUCCUCCAACCUUCAGACUGGAUCCCCCUACCCCUCUCCUACACAUUCCCCAGACCUCAGCUACCGCAUGCCGAUGGUUCACCAGUCCUCUCUCACGGACCCGCCAUCAAACUAUGAUGACACGGUGUCUGACCUCGGAACGAUGAACAGCACCAGCUCUCAAGCAUCAGUGCCCAGAAUGAGGCGUGGCAAGACGGUGGGUGCCCUGGGAGCAGAGAUGUGUCCCAGCGGGCUGGGAGCGGAGGUUUGCUCAAUUACCUCAGACUACUCCACCACAUCCUCCAUGACUUUCCUGACUGGAGCUGAGCUCAGCACCCUCAGUCCCGAAGUGCAGUCUGUGUCUGAGAGCAGGGGCGGAGAAGAUGCUGAUGAUGAGAGAAGCGAGCUCAUCAGCGAAGGAAGGGCAAUGGAGACGGACAGCGAGAGUGACCUGUCAGUGUUCACUGUGGGUAAAGCCGACCAGCGAGAACCGCAGGAAGUCCUUCGACCCCUCCCCUCACACAGACUCAUCGAAUGCGACACACUUUCAAGAAAGAAAGCCGCCCAACAGAAAACCAACAGCGAGUCUUCUCUGGACGGCGCUCGUAGCGAUAAAGAUUCCACUGGACCGUCACGCUCUUCGGGGUCAGUUAAGGGUCGUUCCACCGCAAGCCUCAGCACUGCGUCCCGGAGUGAGCUGGACAAAGGAGAGCCCACGUGGAAGUUGAAGAUCACAGACAGACUGAAGGUACGCAUGCGAAUGUCUGUGGAUGACAUGUUCGGUGUGGGCAGCCAGAGGAUUCAGACCUCAGAGGGCCGCAGUAAGAAGAAGAACAUCAGACGCAGACACACGAUGGGCGGGCAGAGAGACUUUGCCGAGCUGUCAGUCUUGGGAGACUGGCCGCAGCAGGUUCACAUCGGCUCACGGUCGGAGCUCUCAGCUGUGGACCGGCUGAAACCUAAGUGCAGCUCUCAGGACUUCUCAAUCGGUGACUGGAUCGCCCGCGAGCGCCACCGAUCCAGCAAUCCCGAGGUCAGUCUGGACUUCUCUGAACAGCAGAACCCCAGAGCCUCGUUCUCUUCUGAACCCCCACAUCAUCCUGCUGAGGCGCUGAAUGGGGACUUCCCCCAGAGCAAAAAUCUGAGCCUCUCGGCCACCGCUCACCCACAUAAACUCACCAGUUCCCAGGUGGUCCAUUCGCGCUUCUAUCAGUACCUGUGAGAGCUGUGUGCGUGUGGCUGUGUGUGUUUUUGGUCUGUCAGGUGUGUCUCUGUAUAUGGGAGUCUGUCAGUGUAGUGUCUAUUGUGUGACCAAUGUCUAGUGAAUGAGCAUGUUGUACAAAAAUGUGGUGUGUGUAUGCUUGUGAAAAGAGAAUUACUGCACACAGGAAUUGUUGAGCUUGCUCAUGUUUAAGGCAUGGAACAAAAUGUUAUCUUUUUUUUCCAUUUUGUUUUUGUUUGUUUUUUCUUUUUUUAUAUUAAAAAUGACUUUGGGAUGGCCCAAGAGGAGGAUUUCAACCCUCCUAGUACAAGUCCCAGAUGUGCUAACGAUCGAAAGGACCUGUUGCCCGUGAAACGAGUCUGAAGUACGUUCAAGGAAGUGUGAACACUCAAUUUAAGAUUGUUUAAAGGUUUAGCUAAGUGGCUUUAAGGAUGAACUGACUUAGGAUGAAUAGGAAGUAGUGGAAAAGUGCAGAUUUUUCGUAUUGCAGAGCAACUAUUUUUGCGUAAAGAAAGUUACAGUGUUCAAAGUCGGUGAGUCUGUCGGUAACCAAAUGAAGAAUGUACAGACAUGCUUGCUGUAAUACUGACUAAAAGCUUUAGAUGCUUGUGUUUCAUUCUAAAGUGUACAUAUCCGUACAUAUCCCUAUUUUUCUGUGUACUUGAAUUGUGUUUUUUGGUACUGUGUGUGUGUGUGUGUGUGUGUGUGUGUGUGUGUGUGUGUGAGUGUGUGUGUGUGUGUGUGUGUGUGUGUGUGUGUGUGUGUGUGUCUGCCUGCCUACAAGCCGUCUGCUGUCAAAGGGGCCUUUCCAAAGGUACAAAGGUGACAAGGAGACACUGGUCUUAUGCAAAUGGAAAAUAUAGUUCAUACUCAUCCCUGCUGUGUGGUUUAAAGAGCAGUGAACAACAGCCCUCUGAUGCAAGCUAUGUUUUAGUGUUCGGAGUUCACACGUCUGUCCGCGAUUGCAACGAAGAGAGAGUUGGGCAAAGAAGAAAAUGGGUAAUCGAACCAGAAAAAUCAAGUUUUCUUCACUAAAGAAAGUGCCUCACAAUGAAAUGUUAAGGGUGCCAUAUUGUCUUUGUUGAGAUACACGAAGAUGUUACUGUGAAUGACAUUUUUACUGUUGACUCUCAGUCAUUCUACAGGUUAAGAAAAUGCCGAGCUUCCAUUCCUUAGGCAUUCCACUCUGGUCUUAAUGUUUUAUACAUACUUUAUCCUGUUUUUUUCAUUUGUUGUUUUUUGUUUUUUUAAUUUUAACAGAACUUGAAUUUUAAAUAUUCAUUGUAAAAUAAGUAACUUAAAUGUACAUAUAAAUGCCAUGUUUUAGCUGCUUUAUUUUUCAUUUCCAUCAGAUUGCAAGUUUAAGUACAGUAUUGAGAAAUGACAACGAUGGCGAUGAUGAGGAUGAUUAUCUCGAGGCCUGUGUGGGUGUUGUGGGCAGUUUGGUACUUCUCUGUGAUGAGAGGUUCCCUGCAGGAGGAGGGCACUUCAUUGAGCUGGAUUGUUUGUAUCAGUGCAGUGUUCCUCUUGAUUGUAAGGGGGUGUGCACAGACUCCUGAAACACUGGAAAUAAAAUUUUGUCAAUGGCAAA
Messenger RNA from Haplochromis burtoni (Burton's mouthbrooder), 7231 nucleotides. RefSeq names its product Rho GTPase activating protein 21b (gene arhgap21b). Gene Ontology annotation, biological process: signal transduction. Gene Ontology annotation, molecular function: protein binding; phospholipid binding. NCBI's taxonomy places the organism in Eukaryota, Metazoa, Chordata, Actinopteri, Cichliformes, Cichlidae. The record is from RefSeq and is a predicted model, not a curated record.